CGUCCGACACACCGUCAAAUCUUUUCCUGCAUUAAUCUCCUCAUUUUCCUCAUCGCAACAAAUUUUUCCUCCUUUCCUAAACACCCAAUUCGAGAAUUCUAAUAGCCUCUCCUUUUUGCAACAAAUUCUGUCUCCUGAAACAUCCAUCACAAAAUCAAUCUCUUCUUCUCUUAAUUCCCCUUGUUCCUUCCAAAAUCUCUUCUUUGAAAUGGUUGCCCUAUUCUCUCCCUUCUUUUCCCGGCCGGAUACUUAAAAAAAAAAAAACACCCCCAUCCACCGCCGGCAGCCGCUUCCCACUCCCCGCCUCAUCAAUAUUUCCUAGGUCGUCGGCGGCUGCAUGCUCUCUUGCUGCUAAUUUGUUAAAAGAAAAAUUUUAAUACGAUGGCGGCGGGCCACCACGAUCACCACCACCACCACCAUGCAGAUUCCUUCUCCGGGACCCUCCCCGCCAUCGACGAGGACGUUGUCGCCGACCUCACCUGGCCUUUCGGAAACCUUGAUGGUCUAGACGCCGACGACAUCCGCGAAACUGCCUACGAGGUUUUCUUCACGGCGUGUCGGUCGUCCCCUGGAUUCGGUGGCGGGAGGAACGCCCUGUCAUUUUACUCCACCCAUCAUGAUAGUGGCGGAGGCGGCGGCGGAGGAGAAGGAGGAGGAGGAGGAGGAGGAUUCGGGUCUUUGUCAUUCGGGUCAUCUUCAUCGUCGGUAGGGAGAUUGGGCGGUGGUGGUGGUGGCGCUGUCGUGGUUACAUCUCCGGUUAGUAAAAUCAAGCGAGCUUUGGGUUUGAAAAUGCUCAAGAGAUCACCAUCAAGGAGGAUGUCGAGUCUCGGCGGUGGCGGAGGAGGUGGUGGUGGCGGCGGUGCAGCUGGUUCAGCGCCAAACUCUCCAAGCACUCCGCAACAUCACACGGUGUUUAGUAGCCCCAACAUUGGGUUCUCCACGUUGCAACCGGUGCGGGCGAGGCGACCAUUAACGUCGGCGGAGAUAAUGAGGCUUCAGAUGAGAGUGACGGAACAGAGUGAUAACCGGCUUCGCAAAACUCUAAUGCGAACCCUUGUUGGCCAAUUAGGGAGACGAGCAGAGACAAUAAUAUUACCAUUGGAGCUUCUCCGCCAUUUAAAGCCAUCAGAGUUUAACGACGGUCCAGAGUACCACAUAUGGCAGAGACGACAACUCAAGGUGUUGGAGAGCGGUCUUCUCAUCCACCCUUCCGUCCCGCUAGACAAAUCCAACACCCACGCCGUUCGCCUUCGCGAGAUUGUUCUUUCCAGCGAGACUCGGCCCGUGGACACCAGCAAGAACUCCGAGACAAUGAGGGCCCUCUGCAACACCGUGGUUUCCCUCUCAUGGCGGAGCAGCAACAGCAACGCCACCGAUGUUUGCCACUGGGCCGAUGGCUACCCUCUCAACAUCAACAUCUACAUCGCCCUGCUUCGCUCCAUCUUCGACGUUCGCGAAGAAACGAUGGUUCUCGACGAGGUCGAUGAGCUGACGGAGCUCAUGAAGAAGACAUGGACGACGCUAGGGAUCAGCCGUCCGAUUCACAACCUAUGCUUCACGUGGGUGUUGUUCCAGCAGUACGUGCUGACUUCACAGACGGAGCCAGACUUGCUUUACGCAGCGCACACCAUGUUAUCGACGGAGGUCGCCAAUGACUCGAGGAGGCCGGAUAGGGAGGCAUUGUAUGUGAAGUUGUUGUCUUUGAUGCUGGAGUCGAUGCAAGGGUGGGCUGAGAGGAGGUUGCUCCACUACCAUGAUUAUUUCCAAAGAGGGACGGUUGUUUUGAUUGAGAAUUUGUUGCCCUUGGCUCUAUCUGCGUCCAGGAUUUUGGGAGAGGAUGCUUCAAUUAUUGAAGGGGUGGGAGGGAAAGAGAAGAAGAAGAGAAACACUAGGAUGGUCGCUAAUUCGUCUGAGGAUCGAGUUGAUCUUUACAUUCGAGCUUCAAUCAAGAAUGCUUUCGCCAAGAUCAUAGAAACUGGAAGCUACAAGAGCACUAGAUUGGAAGUAAAGGAUGAGGCGACUGAGGCACUACUUCAGUUGGCUAAAGAGACGGAGGAUUUAGCACUAAGAGAGAGGGAAUGUUUUAGUUCCAUUCUCAAAAAGUGGAACUCAAGUGCUGCGAGUAUUGCAUCAGUGACUCUACACCAAUGCUAUGGAGCAGUAUUGAAGCAGUAUUUAGCUGGCGUGACUGUAUUGAAUCAUGAAACAGUGGAUGUUCUCCACAGGGCUGCCAAGCUUGAAAAAGCAUUGGUUCAAAUGGUUGUUGAGGACUCCGAGGAGUCCGAAGAUGGAGGCAAGAACAUUGUUAGAGAGAUGGCUCCUUAUGAGGUUGAUUCAAUCAUACUCAAACUGGUGAAGCAAUGGAUUCAAGAGAGGUUGAAGAUUGGGGGAGAAUGUGUUCUUCGAGCAAAAGAGUCCGAGACAUGGAAUCCCAAGUCCAAAAAUGAGCCUUAUGCUCAAUCAGCUGUGGAACUCAUCAAAAUUGCCACAGAAACGGUGGAAGAGUUCUUCGAAACCCCCAUUGGGAUUACAGACGAUCUCAUUUGUGCCCUUGCAGAAGGUCUUGAGCAGUUGUUUCUAGAAUAUGCCAACUUUGUGACAGCUUGUGGAUCAAAACAAAGCUAUCUUCCAACUCUUCCCCCACUAACCAGAUGCAAUCGAGACUCAAAAUUCUUCAAAAUAUGGAAAAAAGCAGCUCCUUGCACUGUGACAAUAGAGGAUCUUCACCAAAAUGAGUUCAAUGAAAUUCAUCAUCCGCGAGCAUCAACGAGCCGUGGGACACAACGUCUCUACAUCCGACUCAACACAUUGCAUUACCUUGUUUCUCACCUGCACGCACUGGACAAGACCCUUGCCCUGGCUCCAAGGUCUAAUUCGGCUCGAACACGUAACAGUCGUCGACAACACAGUAUCUCCUCUUACUUUGAGCAAGCCCAUGCAUCCAUCCAAUCUGCCUGUCAGCAUGUAUCAGAAGUGGCUGGUUAUCGCUUGAUAUUCCUCGACUCGAGCUCGGUGAUAUAUGAAUCGCUCUAUGUCAUCGAUGUAGCCAAUGCGAGGAUCAAACCAGCACUCAGAAUCCUCAAACAAAACAUCACCCUCAUGAGUGCAAUCCUAACCGACCGAGCCCAAUCCUUAGCCGUGAAAGAAGUAAUGAAGGCCACAUUCGAGGCCUUCCUCAUGGUUUUGCUUGCCGGAGGGUGCUCCAGGGUGUUCUACAAAACCGAUCAUAACAUGAUCGAGGAAGAUUUUCAAAGCUUGAAACGCAUGUUCUGCACUUGUGGUGAAGGGUUGAUGAAUGAGGACCUCGUGGAAAGGGAAGGUGAGAUUGUGGAAGGUGUGAUUGCAUUGAUGGGUGAAUCCACAGAGCAACUAAUGGAAUAUUUCAGCAACGCUGCUUGCGAAACAAGCGGCAUAGGAGCCUUGAGUUCAGGGCAGAAACUACCAAUGCCACCAACUACAGGGAGAUGGAAUAGAGGGGAUCCAAACACAAUCUUGAGAGUUUUAUGCCACAGGAAUGAUAGAGUAGCGAAUCAAUUCUUGAAGAAAUCGUUCCAGUUAGCCAAAAGGAAGUGAUGAGAUGCGAAAAACCAAUUCGGUGGGAUUUAGUCCCCUUUUACAUGAAUCUUCAUUUCAGGAAGGCAAGGCAGCUACAUAGAAUUUUUAAUAUUUAGUUGACCUUGAUUACUAGAGUACAUAAACACAAGAGGAAAACAAUGUAAAAGUUUGGCUCAUUGUACUAAUAGAAGUUAGAACAACUGACGGUUAUUAGUACUAGGGAACUGAUGUUAGAAACCUGUUUGGAAGAGGGUUUCUUUCUAGCACAUAAUCUUGGUCAAUUCUACUUCUCCCUUUGAAAAGGGUUUUGAAAUUUUCAUGUCACUCAUUAUGUGAUUGUUCGCUUAUAAAAAAGUUGUUUCUUUGACAUUUGGGUGGUGUAUUAAACUAUAAAGCAUCAAAUAAAUCUGACAUGGAAAGAAAGACAUAUGGAUAAUUCGACUCAGAUAAAGAGCAUCAAAGAGUAUGGAGAGUAAACUUAUCUUGAUGAUACCACGUACGGUAAGCUGAAUUGGGGAUUCGGUGUAAUUGACAAUGUUUAGUGGAGCAGAACAAGAAUCGUUGGUAUAUCUGAUAAGAUCCAAUCCCACUAUGAAUGAUUCUAUUUGAGCUCGUGGAGGAGAAGUUCACUGGUGUGGCAGGAUUGAACGUGAUAAAUGCAUCAUCCUCUGUUGGGGAUAGACUGUCGGAAGCGGGUGAAUUGACUAUGGAGCUUAUGAUAAAAAAGGACUAAUACUACUGGAAAAUCUGAUCUAUAAAAAAAGUGUCACUUGUGUACUGAACUAUUCAACAUUUCAUAUACGUCUUAAAUUAUUUUUCCGUUAAAAUUGACCUUCUUUGACCUUUAGUUUUUAACAAAAAGUCUGGUCAUCACUGAUGUGGCUAGGGGUGGAAAUCGGUACGAUAUCGGUAGCCAAUACCAAAUACUGAAAUCUCGAAUACAUAGUUACAUCGUAAAAUCAAUCCCAAUCUCAAUCCCUAAUAAUUUUGGUAUCCCAAUCCCUAAAUAUUUCGGUAUCCCAAUCGGUAUUCCGGUAUCCCAAUCGGUAUUAUUAAAUACAAAAUUAGUUAAAUUUACAAUUAAUAAUUAAAUAUAUAAAUUAAAUUUGAUUAUUUAAUUUAGAACAAAGAGACCAACCAAGGAGUUGGAGUUUGCCUAGAGCUAGGAAAUUUGAUUGUUUAAUAUUAGUUGCUUCCCAUACAACUUGCCGAUCGAGAUUUGGAGAUGAGAAAACUGAAGCUACAUGGGCAUGAAUAAUUUCUCCAUUUCUUGACCUGCUUUUGGUGGUUGUCGCUUGCUUGCUCUUCGCCGAAUUGAUUAGUAAUUGUGAUUUGAGAGAGGCGAACUGGGAGAAGAUACUGACCUAGAUUUUUUUUAGUGCAAUGAGAGUAGGUGUGGCGUGUGGAUUGGCCGCUAGCUGUCCCGUACUAGUCGUAGGAAUUUUCAAAGUCCGAAAGAGUAUCGUUGGGCUUUGUAAUAUUGUAUGGGUCGUUAAAAUUUGGUAAUGGGUUAUGCAUAUUUCAGUUGGCAAUUAACGGCAGGUAAAAAAUGUGUGAGGACUGAGGAGAUAUUAGUUUAAAUGUUAAAAUGCACCACUCUUUUAUAUUAUUUUUUGGUACUAUUCGGUAUAUACCAACCCUAAUCCUAUAAUCCCUAAUACCAUAUUACAAUUGAAACUCAAUCCCAAUCUCAAUCCCAUAAAAAAUUUCAUGUAUUCGGUAAUACCAUAUAUCGACAAAUUCAGUACGAUAUUCAGUAUAUAUCAAAUACGGAUACCAAACUUCCAGCCCUAAAUGUGGCAUCUAACGUGGAAUUUAUAAUAUUAAUUUUUAUUAUUUUCCAUAUAAAAGAAUGUCUAAUUUUUAUUUAAUUUUGAAUUAAAAAUAUGAGGUGUCA
Messenger RNA from Linum trigynum, 5452 nucleotides. The record is from the annotation of a GenBank genome assembly. Lineage: Eukaryota; Viridiplantae; Streptophyta; Magnoliopsida; Malpighiales; Linaceae.